ACGUAUUAGAGUAACGAACCUGUUACAUAAGUUCCCGCUCACUCACUCUGACUCUCUCUUCUCUUUUCUUCCCCGAACUCUCUAUAUACAAACCAACUGAUCUCCACUCUCCAGUUGAUCAAUAAUAAAAGUUUCUACAAGAAUCGUGAUGGUGCCAAAUGGUUUCGCCUUUUUCUCGACGGCCGUCGCUUCCUUCCCUUUCUUCCUUCUCGGCUACGAAGUGGCAGUACUGUACGGCCAGAACAAAAUUCAGGAGAGCUUCGAGGAGACCAUUGAUGGAUUCGAGGACAGCAUUAGGGGCUUCGUCUUCUUUAGUGCACUCCUAGCGGGCUUCCUCAUGAGUACCAUCGGCCGGCAAAAGAUGUUCUUCGUCGGAGCACUUGCCUAUACCGUCGGCGUGGCGGUCCUCGUCAUCGGGUACACGUUCAAGUGCUUCAAAGCCGGCCGAGGCCUCAUGGGCGUGGGCCUCGGUUUUGGGCUCGCCAUCGGGCCCGUCUACAUUGCGGAGAUCUCUCCGGCCCGCCACCGAGGGUUUCUGGAAUCCAUCCCGCAGUUGUUUCUCUGCCUCGGAGCCAUGAUGGGGUACGUGAUGGAGUACGCCUUCUCGAAGGUGGCAUCGACGCUUGGAUGGCGGUUCAUGAUGGCGAUUCCUGGCGUCGCGUCCUUCAUUUUCACCGUCCUUGCCGCCUUUCGUAUGCCUGAGUCGCCUUGCUUCCUGGUGAUUAAUGGCAGAGUCCGGACGGCCAGACAGCUCUUCGAAGACAAGUUGAGAACUCCAGCAGCUGAAGUGGAAGCGAGGAUGAGGCAGCUGAAGAAUGCUGCUGGCAUCUCUCAGGAGACCGAGAGGGACACCGUUCUGGACGAGACAUCCCCCGGAGGGAUACCGGGAAUGUGGGGCCAGCUGUCUCGCCGGGAGACGUGGGGGAUCAUCAUGGUAGCCGCCGUGCAGCAAGCCCUCCAGCGGGUAUCGGGGGAGUACAUUCUCCUGAGCUACAUCAGGCUGACACUUGCCCAAAACAAGCAAGACUCCCGAGAAAUGUACCUGGCUGCGAUCCAAAUGCUACUCGGCUCCAAGUUGCUAGGCUCGCUUCUUGCCUCGUUCCUCUUGGACCGGUGUUUUGGCCACGGACGGGUAUCCCUGAUGGUGGUCAGCACGUCGACGACGAUGGUGGCCAUGGCGGGUUUGGGUGGAGCGGCGAUCGCAAGCCAGCACGGUCGUAUCACUCGUGGGACCGCGUUCAGGUGCUACGUAGCGGGUUCCUUGGGGCUCGAGGCCGGGACCGGGUUAGGGCUUGGGCCAGUCCCUUGGCUCUACGGGCCGGAAGCACUGAUGCUUCCGGCUAGAGCCAUUGGAGUGACCCUAGCCGUAGCGGCCGGUUUGGGAGUGGAUUGGUUACUUGACCUAAAGGUGAUCCCCAUCUCUCACGAAUCCAUCACUGCGGCGGGCACGCCGCUGCUCGUGUUUAGUUCUUUCAUGUUUGUUGGUGCCUUGAGUUGCUUGUUUAUGAAGGAUAGGAGCCAACAAGUGCUGCUUGAUGCGGUGGUGGAUCCUCCAGACUCCAGUAGUACUGCUAGCUAGUUGAUGAUCAAGAACAACAGUAAUAUAUAGCUAGCUACCCAUGAUCAGUACUAUAAUUCUUCGCCCUUGACUUGAUGACAGCAAGCUAGGUUGAUUACGCAAAAGAUGUGCUCUACAAACAAACUAACUAUUUGGUGACUGGCUAGCCAUCCUUUCAUGCACUAUCACCAUGCAUAUAUAUGUGCGCGUUUCCUGAAGCAACAAAGCUUCCUUCUUCCACCCUUUCAGAAAGCUUCUCUCUGUUUUAGGAAUGAAAUUAAUUAGUGGACAACAAUGGUACGUGGGUUUGUUAUGCCCACUUGUAGUAGACUAGUAGUAGUGUAGUAGAAGAAGAGCCACAUUCACUCCUCGUCAUCUUUAGCUAGCUAGUCGGGUUGGUCAAUAUAUACGGCUUUUGCGU
Linum trigynum is the source of this 1979-nucleotide messenger RNA. Lineage: Eukaryota; Viridiplantae; Streptophyta; Magnoliopsida; Malpighiales; Linaceae. The record is from the annotation of a GenBank genome assembly.